ACAUUUUUUGAAGGAUGGCUUUUGUGAGUAAAAUCCUUCGUCAAAAGGUUCCCUUAGGGAGACUCCUCUCAUACCAGUCAUUGUACGAGUGCACAGAGAACCACGGUUUGGUCCCACCAUCAGGAUCAACUCAUCAGUCUAUUAUUGAAAAAUUGUCCGGCAACUCUACAAACACAGUGGAGAAUAUGAUGACUGGGAAAGUCUUAUCUUUCAGUCAGAUUGCUGAUGAUACUUUGAAGGCAGCUGCAAAGAUAAAAGCAUGUGGAGUAAAGCCAGGGGAUCAUGUCAUGCUGUUCAGUCCAAACAAUGAAAACUACAUUGCAGCUCUAAUCGGAUUGAUGUCCAUUGGGGCAAUACCUUGUCUUGCAAAUCCUGCCUACACAGAGUACGAACUUGGUGAAAUUUGCAAGGCAAGUGACGCAAAGUUCCUGAUCGGAUCCAAAGCAAACGGACAUGUAGCUAAGAAGAUAUCAGAAGACCAGAACGUACCGGUACUCUGCAAUGUGGAUGACUUGCCGGAAUUUAGCAGUGGCUGUGCUCCAAUCAGUGAGCUGUAUCCUGCUGAUCUGGACGAUGUUGCUGUUAUCGGUUACAGUAGUGGAACUACAGGAUUACCAAAAGGCGUACAACUGACACACGGUAACUUGGCGUAUCAGCGCACUAUGGUUGGUUACGAGAAAGUGUUUCCUAGCUUGGGGGCAACUCAGGCCCUAAUAAUGCCGUGGUACCACGCAUUUGGUUUCACUCAACUCAGUCUCAGUAUUGAGAUCUCGUCGGAUAUAAAGUUCCUGUCUCACUUUGAUCCCGCCAUAUUCCUCAACACUAUACAGACGCACAGGCCCGCAGUAUUAGCAGUGGUACCUCCAAUACUGUUGUUUCUAGCGAAGCACCCUGCUGUAGCACAGUUCGAUCUGACAAGUGUAAAGGAGUGUAUAUCCGGAGCUGCACCGCUAACACGUGAUCUGAUAAACGAGCUAAUGACCAAACAUCCUAACUUAACCGGCUGCAGGCAAGGUUAUGGGAUGACCGAAACUACAGCGGGUGCAGUGUUCCAGAUGACUGGUUGUACUAAACAUGGCAGUGUUGGUACUCCAUUACCUUUCUGUAAAUUCAAGGUGGUGGACCCUAAAACUGACGAGGCAGUGUUGGACGGCGGGUCUGGGGAGAUACUGCUGGGUGGUCCCUGUGUUAUGAAAGGAUAUUACAAGAACGACAAAGCAAACUCAGAGACACUAACAAGUGACGGGUUUGUACGGACAGGAGAUGUAGGAACAGUAGAUAAAGAGGGGGUCCUCUACAUUACAGACAGACUCAAGGAGCUCAUCAAAGUUAAGGGUUAUCAGGUAGCACCAGCAGAGUUAGAAGGAGUAUUAACAUCACACCCGGGUAUUGCUGACGCUGCUGUUAUUGGUAUCCCUGAUGAGCGAGCUGGAGAAGUGCCAAAAGCUUUCGUUACUCCCAGCCCUGGAGCGAAUAUCACUGAAGAGGAUGUGAAGAACUUCAUAGCUUCUAGACUUUCUGUUGAGAAACAGCUGGGAUCUGUGGAGUUUAUGGAGGCUAUCCCAAAGCUUCCCUCUGGUAAGAUUCUAAGAAAGGAUCUAAGAAAGCUAGAGGAGUCUAGAAGAAAGUGAAACUCAGACAUUAAUCCUGAGAGGUGCCUGAUAACAGUUGCCUGAUAACAGUUGCCUGGUAACAGUUGCCUGGUAACAGUUGCCUGGUAACAGUUGCCUGGUAACACUAACAGUUGCCUGGUCACACUAACAGUUGCCUGGUAACAGUUGCCUUGUAACACUAACAGUUGCCUGGUAACACUAACAGUUGCCUGGUAACACUAACAGUUGCCUGGUCACACUAACAGUUGCCUGGUAACAGUUGCCUGGUAACACUAACAGUUGCCUGGUAACAGUUGCCUGGUAACACUAACAGUUGCCUGGUAACACUAACAGUUGCCUGGUAACACUAACAGUUGCCUGGUAACACUAACAGUUGCCUGGUAACAGUUGCCUGGUAACAGUUGCCUGGUAACACUAACAGUUGCCUGGUCACACUAACAGUUGCCUGGUAACAAUUGCCUGGUAACACUAACAGUUGCCUGGUAACAGUUGCCUGGUAACACUAACAGUUGCCUGGUAACAGUUGCCUGGUAACACUAACAGUUGCCUGGUAACACUAACAGUUGCCUGGUAACAGUUGCCUGGUAACAGUUGCCUGGUAACAGUUGCCUGGUAACAGUUGCCUGGUAGCAGUUGCCUGGUAACACUAACAGUUGCAUGGUAACAGUUGCCUGGUAACACUAACAGUUGCCUGGUAACAGUUGCCUGGUAACAGUUGCCUGAUAACAGUUGCCUGGUAACAGUUGCCUGGUAACAGUUGCCUGAUAACAGUUGCCUGGUAACACUAACAGUUGCCUGGUAACACUAACAGUUGCCUGGUAACAGUUGCCUGGUAACACUAACAGUUGCCUGGUAACACUAACAGUUGUCUGGUAACACUAACAGUUGCCUGAUAACAGUUGCCUGGUAACACUAACAGUUGCCUGGUAACACUAACAGUUGCAUGGUAACAGUUGCCUGGUAACACUAACAGUUGCCUGGUAACAGUUGCCUGGUAACACUAACAGUUGCCUGGUAACACUAACAGUUGCCUGGUAACACUAACAGUUGCCUGGUAACACUAACAGUUGCCUGGUAACACUAACAGUUGCCUGAUAACACUAACAGUUGCCUGGUAACAGUUGCCUGGUAACAGUUGCCUGGUAACACUAACAGUUGCCUGGUAACACUAACAGUUGCCUGGUAACAGUUACUCUGUUUAGUUUGUUCUGAGGACUUGUCUAUCUGAAUCCGUUGAAAAAGGUGCCAUUUACAAUCUAUCAUUUUUAGGUCAGGGACUUUUUAAAUUUCUUUCAAUUGCCACUCCAUACUUUUAGAUUUAUUAAGAUAUAACAUAACACAAUUAAAUGUAAGAUACGUAGAUUAUUCAGAUUUAAGCAUGGUAGAAAUAAAUGACAUUUGUUAUUAUAUUAGAGUGAUAGCAUUUUUAUGUGUUUAUGUUUAAUGUUUAUACAUAUAUAUAUACAUAUUAUAAGUGCCAAUAAGAAUUGCAUUUGGCAAGAUCAUGGGUCUUAAUAAUGGUUCUCUAAAAACAGCCAUUGUCAUAUUGCGUUUAGAAUUAUCCAUUGGCAUCAAUACGCUAUAGAAUGCAACAAUGAACAAAGUAUGUUAGAUGGAUUUAUGAAACAGUUUUUUUCUAAUUCAUCAGCAUAUCUUACCAUAUUACGGUUAUCACGGUUACCAUGUUACGGUUACCGUGGUAACGAUGUUACGGUUCUGCCUGACAGUUAUCAACAGACACCAGAUUAGACAACUAAAAUCUGACAUUUUCUUAAUUAAUUAUAAUUAAUAAUUUCUGUGUAAUGUGAUUUGGAAAUUAAAAUACCAAAUUAAUAACAAAGAUUUUUAUACUCGAUUGCAUGUGUGAUACGAUUGAUGACAUUUGCAUAUUUGCAUAUUACCAUGUCCGACUUAUUACAAUUAUUAAGACUAGACAAUGGAAAUUUAUUAACGGACCUAUAAUAGAUUAUGUCAUAAAUGGAAGCGCACCAAAUAUUUUACUUGCGUUAUUUAACGGGUUAGCUUUGAAAACAAAGCACCUUGAUGAAAAUUGGAGUUUUUAAACAUUUUAGUUUGAAUUUUUAUCCCUAAAGCAGUAGAAGUAUAGUAAGUUUAAAGUUGGACUAAUUAAAUUUCACCUAUGAAGAGGUAUUAUAAAAGGCAUGCAUUGCCGAAUUUGAUAUUGGAUUAUUAGUGAAUUAAUUAGUGAAUUGAUUAGUGAAUUAAUUAGUGGAUUAAUUAGUGAAUUAAUUAGUGAAUUAAUUAGUAAAUUAAUUAGUGAAUUAAUUAGUGAAUUAAUUAGUAUGAUAGUUUGUAUUAUUGUUUUUAUCUUCAGUAGUAUUCAGAAUAUUGUCAAUUGAAGCCUAUAGCUUUCUUUUGUUUUGGCUAA
Bolinopsis microptera is the source of this 4002-nucleotide messenger RNA. RefSeq lists its product as uncharacterized. The record is from RefSeq and is a predicted model, not a curated record. The transcript is spliced from 12 exons. Lineage: Eukaryota; Metazoa; Ctenophora; Tentaculata; Lobata; Bolinopsidae. Gene Ontology annotation, molecular function: CoA-ligase activity. The coding region runs from base 15 to 1631 and encodes 538 amino acids.